Acaulospora morrowiae is the source of this 130-nucleotide messenger RNA. The record is from the annotation of a GenBank genome assembly. Lineage: Eukaryota; Fungi; Glomeromycota; Glomeromycetes; Diversisporales; Acaulosporaceae.
GGAUUGGCAUAUUAUAGCAUAUAAGAAAUUUAUAGCAAGAGGAAUAUCUCAUGAAGAAGCCGAAAAAAAAGCUAUGGAAUUAAAGCUUAAUUCUGAAAUUAAGUCUUUACUCAAAAACCAUAUUAGUUAA